GCGCGAAAGCAACCCUGUUUAGGCGCCUACAUAGCCUCGCAAUGCAUGUCAUGCCCUGAGCCGCUCCAUUAAAGCUCUUUCCCCCACUCAAUGCCGCCGUGACUACAUGCUGUGAAAGUCCUCACCGCCCCUUCACGUUCCCUUCACAACACGCGCAUAUGUAACUACUGAUACCACCAGGCGCCCCCUCUACUGUGCGACUCCACUCCAAUGGCGCUUUUUACGGGGCGUACCCCCGAAGCCCUGAUUCCUCGCUCAGACUCGCGAAAUCCCGCUACGACAUGCAAGGGCAUUACGAAAUCAGGACGACCGUGUAGACGUGCAAUCGAUGCGAGAGAUUCCUCGCACAACAAUGGUGUACUGGCAGUUGCAUCAGUCAUAAGCGACAACGAUGACGAGGAGACGGGUGCAGCAGCGUUCUUUUGCUGGCAGCACAAGGAUCAAGCAGAGCACCUGAUGGCUCCGAACGCUGCAGGGUCUGGUGCGCAAGACACUCAUUUAUAUCCAUUGCAAGAGCGGAAUAGCAUCGAUACGUUGGUAGCACGCUUAGGUGUGCUUGAUAUGGAAGAGCCGGAAACCGCACCACAGCGGAGGCGUAGGCGGAGUAGGCAAGAGAAUUCCACGAGUAGGCCUCCGCGAAGAAUCAAUAGGCCGCCGACCUGGGACCAGGUUCAAGGACCUUUGAUGUCGGUUCCGAGCGACGUGAUGGCAGAGAGGAGACGGCAGAUAAGCCAACGGCCAGAACCUCGAACGCAACGAAAGAAGCGGAGUUUCUGGACGUCGCUGUGCUGCGGCUCGGCAGACGACGACGACGACUAUGUGGAGGUACCUGCUCGACCGCUCAACAAAACAUCACGCCCAUCGGAAACGUCGGCGCUGCUCUCAUAUAUUCCAAAAUCCAUUUCACCACAAACAACGUCGGCGCUCCUUACCGAGCUAUCGAAACCGAUCUCCGGGCAUGACGAAGAAGGAUACAUCUAUAUCUUCUGGCUUACUCCCGAAUCUGCGGGGCCUGCUCCGUCUUCUACAGCAUCAAGCCUACUAGCCCCGCCAACACGUCCAGAGCAAGGCCGGCGCACUUCAGACGUUCUCCGACAGUACUCUGUGCGUCGACCGCAGCGCCCGCGUCUGGAUGCUGCAGAAGAGAAGAACACCAUCCUCUUAAAGAUCGGGCGUGCAAACAAUGUAACCCGCCGCAUGCACGAAUGGACACGCCAAUGCGGCUACAGCCUCUCGCUUGUACGGUUCUAUCCAUACGUUCCUUCGACACCGACAGCAUCACCACAAGGCUCUCCAGCUCACUCGAGGCGGCCGUCCUACAAUAAUCAGCGUCCCCCGGAUCCUGCGCGACGAGUGUCGGAGGGCGUAAGGAAGGUGCCGCACGCGCAUCGUGUGGAGCGCUUGAUUCAUAUCGAACUUGCAGGCCAGCGGGUGACGAAGAAGUGCGAUGCUUGUGGGAAGGAUCAUAGAGAGUGGUUUGAGGUAGAAGCGAGUAAGGAGGGCGUGAAAGGCGUGGAUGAAGUGGUUAAGCGGUGGGUUGAGUGGGCUGAGAGGAAAGAUCAAUCUUGA
Paraphaeosphaeria sporulosa is the source of this 1569-nucleotide messenger RNA. Its product is annotated as DUF1766-domain-containing protein. The transcript is spliced from 2 exons. NCBI's taxonomy places the organism in Eukaryota, Fungi, Ascomycota, Dothideomycetes, Pleosporales, Didymosphaeriaceae. The record is from RefSeq and is a predicted model, not a curated record. The coding region runs from base 211 to 1569 and encodes 452 amino acids.